UUCCUCAGGCCACAGCCACAGGAAGAAGGAACUGGCCGACCCCACACCAAUCCACGGAAUCUUCCGUCGCGUGGCUCGACGCCGCUGCGCGCCUGCGCCACCCGAAGCGCCUCGCUUCCUUCACGGCCACACUUCGACGGAAUCCACGACCACCCGAGCACCACCAACGCAGCGUAGCGACCCACCGGCCGCCGCCGCCAUGUCGUGCUCAUGCCCCUGCACGACCUCCUCCCCCUCCACCCCACUCUUCCUCCUCCUCCCCUCCAUCCCCGCCGCUUCCAGAAACAGUAACGGCGUUGCCUUCCCCUCGUGCGGUGGCGCCUUCAGCCCUGCUGUGAGUGGGCGGCUGCAGGGCGGAGCGAGAGAUAGAGGCCGGUAUGCGACAGUCGCAGCGAGCAGCAAGGAUGGGAGUGGGAGGGCGGAGGGGGGGACAGACGAGGACGAGUCGGCAUUCAAUCCGUUCGGGUUCGUGACGGACAACCCCUCUAGCCGCAGCGCCAUCCAGCUGCCCGCGGUUCCCGCCGAAGACGGCAAUGUCGGCCAGAUGCUCUACAGGAUAGAAGACAAGGGAAGGGAGUACGGCUCGUAUGUGAGAUCAGGGGAGUUUCGAUGGUUCGUGAGGGAAACAGGUUCAUCUGAUGCACGACGGGGGACUAUUGUGUUCAUUCACGGAGCCCCUACUCAGUCAUUUAGUUAUCGCAAUGUUAUGUCUCAGAUGGCAGAUGCUGGCUACCACUGCUUUGCUCCUGACUGGAUAGGAUUUGGAUUUAGUGAUAUGCCACAACCUGGAUAUGGAUUCGAUUAUAAAGAGGAGGAGUUCCACAAGUCAUUUGAUGAUCUUCUUGGUACUCUAAAUAUCACUGAACCAUUCUUCUUAGUUGUCCAGGGAUUUCUUGUAGGUUCUUAUGGGCUGACAUGGGCAUUGAAGAACCCAAGCAAAGUUCUUAAGCUAGCGAUCCUUAACAGUCCACUUACCGUUUCUUCUCCACUGCCAGGAUUGUUUCAGCAACUAAGGUGGCCACUUGUUGGUGAAUUUACGUGCCAAAAUGCUGUUUUGGCUGAGAGAUUCAUUGAAGCAGGCAGCGCCUAUAUGCUGAAAUCGGAGAAGGCUGAUGUGUACAGAUUACCAUAUUUAUCCAGUGGUGCACCUGGAUUUUCAUUGCUUGAAGCUGCCAGGAAGGCCAAACUGCAAGAUGUUUCAAGUAGAAUUUCAGUUGGAUUUUCAUCCAACAGCUGGGAAAAACCAAUAUUGCUGGCAUGGGGAAUAUCUGAUAAGUACUUACCGCUCUCGAUAGCUGAGGAAUUCCAGAAACGUAAUCUCGACUUUGUAAAAUUGAAGCCAAUAGAAGGAGCUGGUCAUAUGCCUCAAGAGGACUGGCCAGAGAAAGUCGUGGAGGCCCUAACAUCCUUCCUGUAAACAUGGACAAGACCAUGGACAAGGGUACGGGCAAAGAUGAUUUCGUUCGUUCAAGGAAUGCUUGGAUCUGGUCACGAGUACAUUCUUACACUAUUUCACUGCUGCGCGUAGCACAUGCUGUAUGACAUACGCAAAUCAGGACGGAGCUUAAUUCAGCAAGUUAUAGGAUUGAUCAUAGCCGGGUCUGUCUUGAUUAUAAGAAGCCAAACUUUUUCUUGCGUUUCGUCUGUAGUUAAUCACAACAUUUGUUAUAUAUGUUACUCUAUACCUGUACAGUUUGUAUAUAACUUGGGGUGUGUAACGAGUUGCCUUGUCUUGAUACCAAGAGGAAAGAGUAUAAACGAUCUUAAUUUUCAUAAGUACA
Messenger RNA from Phragmites australis (common reed), 1781 nucleotides. RefSeq lists its product as uncharacterized. Bases 200 to 1417 code for a protein of 405 amino acids. The transcript is spliced from 11 exons. NCBI's taxonomy places the organism in Eukaryota, Viridiplantae, Streptophyta, Magnoliopsida, Poales, Poaceae. Gene Ontology annotation, cellular component: chloroplast. Gene Ontology annotation, molecular function: catalytic activity. The record is from RefSeq and is a predicted model, not a curated record.